CACAGAGAGGCUGCAGCGACUUAUUUAUUCUUCAGUUAUUUCACUCCCUUCCUCGCCACAACAAGUCACCUGGAUUUAAACAAACAAAUAAACAAAACAAAUAAUAAAAUAUCUUUCUCGACGUGCACUACAACGGAAGUGAAAAAAGACAAGAGAGGGGAACAGGAGAUAAAACAGAAGAGACAUGGGAGCGUUCAGAGUGCUGCUGGGGAGUUUACAUUACAUGGGACUCUACAUGCAACUUAGUGUCUCCACAAGGCACGCUGGACACGGCGAGGUGGAGAACCACAUCUCUGGGAACGCCAUGUUCACAGAGGUGCCUCAUGAUAUGACUGCUCAGAGCGGUCAGGAUGUGGAGAUGGCCUGCUCCUUCAGAGGGGCGGGGACGCCUUCGUAUUCCCUUGAGAUCCAGUGGUGGUACAUCAGGAACCAUCUGGACUGGACGGAUAGACAGCCCUGGACAACCAAUGAGGUGGCUCCUGAUGAGGAGACGCCAAAGGAUGCCACAAAAAUAAGUGUUGUUAAGGUUGUAGGAAGCAACAUCUCACACAAACUCCGACUCUCCCGGGUCAAGACGUCAGACGAGGGCACCUACGAGUGCCGCGUCAUCGACUUCAGUGAUGACGUGGGCUCCCGCCACCACCGCGUCAGAGCUUACCUGCAGGUGGUGCCAGAGAGCGAUGUCAGUGAGGGUACUCAUAGCGACAACUUCGAAGCCCUUGAUGACACCAAGGGAGGCGCUGCAUUUGUGGACGGGGACGAGUCCCACGGCGGCGCCAAGGAGCAUGUCCAUCACCAGAGUCACGGGCACCACCAGGAGCACGGCAAGCGGCCAUCGUCAUCGGCACACCAAGGCCACAGCCACAGCGGCAGCACUCAGCAGCACAAGGCGGGCAGAGAGCUGAGGAAGAGGGACGUGGACAGGAACCUCAGCCAAAAUGACUGCACCAACGAGCCAAGCUGCACGCUGUAGACAUUCGGCUUAUUACACCCAAGUGAUAGAUUACACAAGGAUUGCAUUACAUGAUGUGUGUCACCGCAUAAAAAGCUAUUCUUCCCACACAGUAGGAGCGUGUGCACAAAUCCAGAAUGCCUAGAAAGGGCUUAUUUAGAGCACGGUGAUUUAAACUGUUCUGGGGAAUGUAGCUUUUUCUUGCUGUGCAUGGGACUGCUUCACGACAUUCAAGAUGGGCUGAUGUGUAGAUCUAAGCAGCUCCAUUGUUUCUGGCCUCAGCACUUAUUUAAAAAAAAGACUUACUAUAACUCAUGCUUUGUUCGACUCUUGUACUUAAGAUACUGUAAAUGACACAACCCUGCUUUCAGGCUCAUUCUUCUUCCACUGCCUUACUCUUUCGUUUAACACCCUCAGUAAAAAAGGAUAAUAUUAAUAAUACUUUUUCCAACUGGGUCUAUGCCCAGUAAAAAAAAAAAUGCUCCUUUUCUUCUGAGAGUGCACUGAAUGAAACUAAACCGCCAGUAAUUUUCCCUGGAAAUCUUUUUCCGAGUCUGAUUCCUUACGGUUUUUACAUUCAUCUGAUAUUUUUGUGUUUCAAACAACGAACACUAAUCUGUAUGCACCUGAUUCUUCAGCAAUGUAUUCUGUGUUUAUUCGCAGGCGGGAAGAAACAUGCUUUCUUCAGCAGAAACUCAUCAAGGUCCCAGAGCAGCAGCGCUCAUCAAGGACAGAUACAGCCUCAAUUCAUUUGCGUUGGAGUGUGGGAUUUCUAACAAAGCACAUCACUGUAUAUUCCCCUUUUGAGCUCAUGAAUCUGCAGCCCAACAGAAAAUGUGAUUUUUGUUCACUGCUUCCGCAGGUUGAAUCCAUUCAUGGCCGUUCAGGCUGAGAGAAAUCAAUCACGGGGAAGAUUAACAGUUUGGAAAGCCAUGAAAAGAUCCAAAUCUGUGCUACUAAAUUAAAAAAUCUGACUUGGUGUGCCUCUGAAUACACUCUUUUUUUGUCUAGAAAUCAAUUAAAAAGUCAUCUUUUUUGGGAAGAGUAUUGCUAUAUUCCUAUCCAAGCUUAAUGCCCUUAUUACAAAUACUCAUCAAUCAUUUAAAAAGCCUCUAUCCUCUCCACUAGCCUCUAAUCCACUCUGUACAUAUGACUGUAUAAUAUGAAAUAAAGUGAGUGCAUGUUCAGUAAUUUUCUUAAAAACUUUUUCAACCAACCAUUCACAAAGACAGUUAGGAUACUUUUUAUCAUUUAUGUUUUCGGUUAAUUAAAAGAAAAUCCAUUAAUUCUUUUCUACUUUAAAGUCCUUUCAAAUUGUUUUUAAAAGCAGUUUUCUGUUGCUUUACCGCUCUCCAGAAGUGCUGUACAGAACGAUGAAUGACAUUCUUUUCAUAGCUGCACAGAAAGGGGUCCCCCUUAUGUAUCUUAGUACUUAAAGCAGUAUAUCUGAAACUUCUGUACUGUAUGUGCAGGGCCGCCAACAUGAGUGUUAUCUUAUUUUAAGCGUGGAAUUACUUUUGUGCAGUUCAGGAAGAUUGGAAAGGCUGUUUACUUCUGCCAAUUUUGUAACUCGAUGAUAAUCUCUUUGCUUGUGAAAAGCACUGUGAAAGGGUAAAAUGAAAGUGAUUGUGGGAAAUAAAACUGGAUACAACCUUGAGCAUCUUGGAAAUGUUCUUAGUGAGACACUUAUAUUGGCUGUUCAUACUGCCUCAAAAUUAAAGAGUGUGUGUCUCAAGGCCAUGUGGGGCUUCUCUGUUCCAUGACAGGAACCACACCCCUCUGGUUAUUCUUGGCAGACCCAGUUAUCUGGGAGCGUGGAGUAAUGAUCAGUGGGGUUGUUUUUAUUCCAAUGAAGAUUUGAUGUUUUGUAAAGAAGAAAUCAGUUGGGGAAAAAAGAGGGAAACAUGUACAUUUCUUCUAGAAUGUUUGGUCUCACACUUCAGUGUAUGGCUUUAUCAAAUGAAAUAAAUUGUAUA
Molecule: messenger RNA, 2928 nt
Organism: Eleginops maclovinus (Patagonian blennie)
Lineage: Eukaryota; Metazoa; Chordata; Actinopteri; Perciformes; Eleginopidae
Product: V-set and transmembrane domain-containing protein 2-like protein
Exons: 4
Coding region: 185-973 (262 amino acids)
Cellular component (GO): membrane
Source: RefSeq, a predicted model, not a curated record